This is a messenger RNA of Serpula lacrymans var. lacrymans S7.9, 420 nucleotides long. RefSeq lists its product as uncharacterized. The record is from RefSeq and is a predicted model, not a curated record. Lineage: Eukaryota; Fungi; Basidiomycota; Agaricomycetes; Boletales; Serpulaceae. The transcript has 3 exons. The coding region runs from base 1 to 420 and encodes 139 amino acids.
AUGUUCAAGUCUAUCAUCUCCCUUGCUCUCUUCGCUGGAGCUGCUUUUGCCCAGAAUAUUGCAAUCGCCAACCCCGUGCAAGGUGCAUCGGUGGCUCCAGGCAGCGAUUUGAUUGUUCAGCUCGAGAGGCCAAACUCUCAGUCGCCCUCUGAAGAAGUUGCUGUCGUUAUUGGCAUUCAGUCGUGCUCUAGUCAACCCUGUGCCGCUCCUGCUGAUAUCUUUGGUCAAAUGUUGUACAAUGGGGCUUACGACCCCGUGACCCACGAGCCUCAGUUGCCCAAUUACCAAAACAUCUCUGUGAAGAUCCCUGCUUCGUUGCCCAAAGGAACUGCUCAGAUCAACAUUCUUCAUGUGAAUUUGGUUGGCGCUGGUCCGACCCCCGACCUCCAGACUCUGAACCAGACGAUCACGAUCACCUAG